Molecule: messenger RNA, 651 nt
Organism: Penicillium malachiteum
Lineage: Eukaryota; Fungi; Ascomycota; Eurotiomycetes; Eurotiales; Aspergillaceae
Product: putative SNF7 family protein (Cta1)
Exons: 2
Coding region: 1-651 (216 amino acids)
Biological process (GO): late endosome to vacuole transport via multivesicular body sorting pathway; vesicle budding from membrane
Cellular component (GO): multivesicular body
Source: RefSeq, a predicted model, not a curated record
AUGAACCGUCUAUUCGGCACCAAGAGUGCGGCACCCAAGCCCACUCUCGACAGCGCAAUCAGCAAAGUCGAUGACCGCGUCGCCAGUAUCGAUGUUAAGCUCUCUGCUCUGAACGCCGAACUCUCAACCUACCAAGCCAAGCUCUCCAAGAUGCGCGACGGGCCCGGAAAGAAUGCACUGCGGCAAAAAGCCCUCAAGAUCCUUCAACGCCGGAAACAGUACGAGGGCCAACGAGACCAGCUUUCUCAACAAUCAUGGAACAUGGAGCAAGCAGGCAUGAUGCAGGAUAAUCUCAAGAACGUGAUGACAACAGUGGAUGCCAUGAAGACCACGACCAAAGAACUGAAAAAGCAGUAUGGCAAGGUGGACAUCGAUAAGAUCGAGCAGAUGCAGGAUGAGAUGGCCGAUUUGAUGGAGGUGGGUAAUGAGAUCCAGGAGAGUAUCUCACGGGCGUAUGACCUACCUGAAGAGGUAGAUGAGGCGGAUUUGGACGCGGAGUUGGAGGCUCUUGGCGAGGAGUCGAUGUUUGAUACGGGAAUAGGCGAGGAUGCGAUGCCGAGUUUCUUGCAGGAUGAGGUGGCGCCACCACAGUUUAUUGAUGAGCCGCCGGAGCAAGCGAAGGUUAAGGAGGCUGCUGGAGGGUUGGGAUAA